Messenger RNA from Pleurotus ostreatus (oyster mushroom), 2850 nucleotides. RefSeq lists its product as uncharacterized. NCBI's taxonomy places the organism in Eukaryota, Fungi, Basidiomycota, Agaricomycetes, Agaricales, Pleurotaceae. Gene Ontology annotation, molecular function: guanyl-nucleotide exchange factor activity. Gene Ontology annotation, biological process: intracellular signal transduction. The record is from RefSeq and is a predicted model, not a curated record. Bases 1 to 2850 code for a protein of 949 amino acids. The transcript has 15 exons.
AUGGCGGACGGCGGACUUAGUCGCGCGACUAGCAUGUUUGAGAGUGGAGUUGUAGGAGCGGGACCCGUCACCGGGACGAGCACACGGAUGGCGUUUCCUGAGCCGCAGAUGUACCGUUCGACCUCUAGCAGUGCGUCACUUACACCUCCCACGCAGACGAUGAGGCAUUCUCGCAGCAGAAGUGACCUGUCAGGCCAACGGGCAGGCGCACCUCAAUUGAGGAAGGAACCUUCAAUGGUGUCAAUCGCGUCGCACGCUUCGUCCUAUCACGCAGAUCACGACGAAGAUGAACAUUACUACACUGCUGCUGAGUCAUCUGCCACGGAUGGUGAAGCUGAAGACUUGUCUAAAGAGCUCUCCAAACUAUCGUUAGACUCUGAAGAAAACUUGCUCAAUUUCCAGAAAGGGAAGCUCCAGGAUAAGGACCAGGAAUGGCACAAACUGGUCCCAGAUGAAGCCAGAGAAGCAUUGGGAAAGGAAGAAGUCCAAAGGCAAUCCGUGAUUUUCGAGGUGAUCAAGAGCGAAGCUGACUAUGUCGCCGAUCUGGUGGCCGUACAAGCAAUAUUCAUCCAUGGAUUAAGAGCGGCCGAUCCGCCCAUAAUAGAGGGCGGGUCACUGGAAUCUUUUAUUUCAGAGGUGUUCUAUAAUGGCAACAACAUCAUCGAUCACCACCAACGUAUGCUAGCAGCUCUCUUCGCUCGUCAAAGAGACCAACACCCCCUCAUUCAAAGCAUAGCAGACGUGAUUCUCGAAGCAAUUUUGAACCCCGGCUUUCGGGACUCAUAUAUCACAUAUAUCAAACACUACCCUAUCGCUGAAUCCCGGCAUCGUCGAGAGCUCAAAAAGAACAAGUCAUACGCGACUUUUAUUCACGCCGUCACCUCCGCCACGUCUUCAUCCAUCUCCAGUCUCCAGAAACUUUCACCCACUCACCUAUCUCGCAUCCGUAAGCGCGAUCUCGUCACCUUCUUAUCCCGCCCAGUCACUCGCCUGCCCCGAUUAAACCUUCUCCUCGGCCAGAUAUUGAAGUUGACGGAGAAGGGCGAUUAUGAAGAUCACCCAGACCUGCAAACACUCCCAAUCAUCCUCGGGAUCAUAGGUGAUUGCGUGAAGGAGACUCAGCCGGGAAUAGAGGCUGCGGAGGCGAAGGUCAAGUUUUGGGCCUUGUGUGAGAACAUGGUCUUGCGACCCGGUGAAAUAUUAAACAUGGAUUUGUAUGAUGAUAACCGGACUCUCGUUUACGAGAGCAUGGUAGCUCGCCGAGGCCGCUCUGACGCGGGCUUUUCGACCUGGUUAGACCAAAACCUAGCUCUGCUAGAUAACUAUCUCUUGAUCAACCAAGAAGAAAAACGUGGCGGACCAACUUUUUCGACCCGACUGUUGACUCAGCCGUCCAAGCCUAUACAUCUUUCAUACCUGCGUCUCGCGUCUUUCUCGGGUCCACCAGAGACCCGCAGAGAAAAAGCUGAAGAUACGGGUGGUAUCCUCGAUAGCCUCAGACGCGUUGACGUCGCAUUAUACCCGUUUACUGUAUACCAUGCUUCUAGUCGAUCUACUCGCCGAUAUACCUUCUAUGUCACAAGCGAAGCUCUGCGGCAGAAGUGGCACAAUGCUUUGCUUGAUACCCUGGCUGUAAAUCGAGUGCGGGACGAGGCCUCCAUGUGGUUCCUCCAAAAGACAAUGAACGAUCGUUUCUUCCGAAGUUUCAUAACAAGUACCCCUGCAUCAUCCGAAAUAUCAGGAAGAAUAAUAUUCAGCGGCAGGAGAAAAUUCAUUGCCGUGGGAUGCAUCACAGGAAUUUAUCUGUCUCCGAAGGGAGACGAAGCGUUCCGCAAAGUACUCAGCUGCAACAACCCGAUUUCCAUGGCGGCAAUACAAUCGAUGGACGGGAAGGAUUUCAAUAAAUUCCUGGUUCAUUAUGACACAUCCUUGGUGUCGUAUUCGCUGGAUCUACUGGCCCGCUUUGCUCUGGGGGAAGCAUCUAAACAAGCGCUAGAUGCUUCCUUGGAGCGUAUAGCCGGCGGUGAUUCUGGUGCUGGCACGGGGAAUGUACUGUUCUUUAAACAUGCACAGGUUGAGCGCCGGAUGCUAGUGAUAUACGCUUCCAGAAAGACUUUGAGCCUCUCCGUUGGCCUCAACGUACUUGAAGCAAUGGACGUUGGCUCAACUGCCAUUGUACCUAAGCGCAGUGGCUCCUCGAUGUCCUUUCGGCCGUUGGGCGAGCCUGGCUCUAUACCCAAGGAUGCUCACGAUGUAACGGUGCUCGUCAAGACAAUCGGCGUUUGUACUACUGACUCCAUAGUGAUCGUGAAUCCUACGAACGUCGCCAAGUCAUAUGCCAGCCUUGUUCCAGACUUCUCAUCUUCAUCACAGAAUCCCCCUAUGGCUGAUCUGAAGGAACAUACUUUGGACGCGAAACCACUGGGAUUGGUAAGAAGCAACGAUCGGGAGUUGCUGGUGAUUUAUGAUACUUUGGGAUGCUACAUCUCGAAACACGGAGUCCCUCAAAGGAAGUCCGGGUACAUCAAGUGGGAAACGCAGGCUGCGUCAUAUGCCCACCGCGGACCCCAUAUCCUGCUCUUCUCAGCGUCGUUUAUCGAAGUCCGCGAAAUCGAGUCGGCGCGCCUUGUGCAAGUCAUCGAAGGGAAUGAUAUCCGCUUACUUUAUAGCGGCCCCUUGCAGGGCGAAUUCGAAGAUGUUACCUUGGUAGCGAUGAAGAACGGCAAGGAUGAUACAAAUUCUAAGGAGAAAGUCGUUGCGUUGGAGCCGACGGUGGCGAUCCAAAGUUCCGUCGCCACCCCCGCGUCCGCAUCCAGCCAACCCGGUAUGUGGGAUGAAUGGGAUAUGUAG